Messenger RNA from Anisakis simplex (herring worm), 723 nucleotides. The record is from the annotation of a GenBank genome assembly. NCBI's taxonomy places the organism in Eukaryota, Metazoa, Nematoda, Chromadorea, Rhabditida, Anisakidae.
AUGGCGUAUCAGAUGUACAGAACAACAACUCUAGGAGUUGCAUUAAGGAAUACACUUGACGAACUUGUUGAGGAUGGCACAAUCAGUCCUCCAUUAGCGCAGAAUGUUAUGGCAACAUUUGACAAAUGCAUAAAUAAAGCUCUAUCGCAACGAGUUAAGAAUAAAACCAGCUUUAAGGCUGAUAAACUUCGAGCGUAUCGAUUUUGUGAUAACGUUUGGACGUUUGUAAUGGAGAAUGUGGAAUUCCGUGAUGCGACAAGACCGAUCGAAGGUGUUAUUGAGCGUGUUAAUGUUGUUCAUUUACGUGGAAGUAGCCCGUUUCUGGAAUUAAUUUUGAACGUGAACACUAGUAGUCGUUAUUGUAAAGAGAAACGGAUAAAGAUGGCUUAUCAGAUGUACCGUACAACAACUUUAGGAGUCGCACUCCAGAAAACUUUAGAUGAAUUUAUUCAGGAUGGUCUGGUGACACCACAACUGGCGAUGAAAGUAUUGACAACGUUCGACAAAGCGAUUAAUAAGGCGUUGCAAGUUCGAGUCAAGAAUAAAGUUACAUUCCGAGCUGAUAAGUUGAUAACUUAUCGAUUCUGCGAUAAUGUUUGGACGUUUGUGAUGGAGGGAGUCGACUUUCGUGAAGCAUCGAAUUCGUUUGGUGAACGGGUGGAUCGUGUCAAGUUUGUGGCUUGCGACGGUCGAAAUCAGGCGUUGGCCCUGCAGCAACCUUAA